CUGUGAGGUCAGACAGGGCUGUUCAUGGCUUUGACCAGUUGGGUCUUGAAAACUUCUGAGGAUGGAGAUGUGCAGCCUCUGGACAACCUGCUCCAAUGCUUGAUGGGGAAACAUUUCUCAUUUUAUCCAGUCUAAACCCCCCUUGUUUCAACUUAUACCUGUUGUCUCAUCCUCCUGCCAUGCUCAGCUCUGAAGAGCCUGGUGCAGCCUCCUUGGUGCCUCCCAGGAGGUAGGGGAAAGCUGGUGGUGAAUCCCUGCUCAUCUUCCCUUCUCCAAGCUGAACAAGCCUUUCUCCUUGGUCUCUCACUCCAGAGCACUGCUCCAACCCCACCCAUCCCAGCAGACUCCUGCUGAACUCCCCAGAGCAGACACUGCUGGAUUUCCAUAAAGGCUUCACUCACCUCCUACUCUUGAUCCCUCUGUAAAACCCCCACCAUUUCCCACAUCCCCCUGCCCUCCAAUCCAGACCCAGAGACUUUCCCUGGAUCCUCCCCAGGGCUCUGAACCUGCAACAUCUUGUGCUUUGCCUUGUGUUUGCUUGUUAUUGAUAAAUUCACAGGCACCACCCAGGUGGGGUUUUGCUCCUCUCUCUGCACAUGGCAGUGGGAUUGUGAAAGGAGCAACAGCUUGGGUGUGAGAGCCACUGAAAAUCCUCCUUCCCGUGGGGCCCAUCCUCUGAGCCAAGAGCAGGAGAGGCUGAGUGCCUGAUUCUCUGGUCUAGUCCAUGCAAGAGCUGAGCUGGGAUGGAGCAGGACUCACGUGCCACGUGGGAGUUCAAUGGCUCCUUCCAUCAGCCUUCAGCUUUCCUCAUGCUGGGCAUCCCAGGCCUGGAAGCCCUUCACCCCUGGAUCUCCAUCCCUUUCUGUGCUCUCUACCUCACUGCUCUCUUGGGGAACUGCAUGAUCCUGUUCAUCAUCAGGAGGACCCAAAGUCUCCACGAGCCAAUGUACUACUUCCUGUGCAUGCUGGCGGUCACCGACCUGGGCCUGGCCCUGUGCACCCUGCCCACCACGCUGGGGCUCCUCUGGUUCAACCUGCGCAGCAUCGGCUUCGAUGCCUGCCUCGCCCAGAUGUACUUCAUCCACAUCCUGUCCUUCAUCGAGUCCUCCGUGCUCCUGGCCAUGGCCUUCGACCGCUUCAUUGCCAUCUCCCGCCCCCUGAGACACCCCUCCAUCCUGACCAAGGCCACUGUCACAAAGAUAGGCCUGGCCAUCGUGCUCAGGGGGAUGGUCUCCCUCCUUCCCAUUCCCUUCCUGCUCAAGAGACUGACCUACUGCGGGAAGACGGAGCUGUCCCACUCCUUCUGCUUCCACCCCGACAUCAUGAACCUGGCGUGUGCAGACAUAAAGGUCAAUGUCUUCUAUGGCAUGAUCAUUCUCUUGUCCACGGUGGGGAUGGACUUCAUCUUCAUCGUGCUGUCCUACAUCCUCAUCAUCAAAACCGUCGUCAGCCUCGCGACCAAGGAGGAGUGUCUGAAGGCCCUGAACACGUGUGUGUCCCACAUCUGUGCUGUCCUGGUGUUCUUCAUCCCCAUGAUCGGCCUGUCCAUGAUCCACCGCUUUGGGAAGAACGUUCCCCCUCUGGUGAACGCUUUGGUGGCCUACACCUACCUCCUCAUCCCCCCCGCCCUGAACCCCGUCAUCUACAGCAUCAAAUCCAGCCACAUCCGCGAGGCCUUGCUCAGGGCCCUGCGCAGGAGUAGUGGGGCUGACUGGUAGCUUCCCCCACCAGCUCUGCCAGAAAGUGCUGCUGGACUGGUUUCUCAGUCAGGGACAGCAGGCUGAUUUCUUGGUCAGACCUGGUUCACUGCUUGGUCAGAGCUGCUGGACUGGUUUCUUGGUCAGACCUGGUUCACUGCUUUCUUGGUCAGAGCUCUUGGACUGAUUUCUUGGUCAGAGCUGCUGGACUGGCGUCUUGGUCAGAGCUCUUGGACUGGUUUCUCACUCAGAGCUGGUGGGCUGGUUCCUUGGUGCUCCAUGCACACAGCAGGUCACUGCCAGAGGAAAGAGCUGCAGAUCCACUCAGAUGCUGUCUCCCAACCCAGAGCUGUGACCUUCCCUGUUGUGUCCCAGCAAGAUGCCUUCAUCCCUUCCAGCAGCCUGUGAACACCCCGAGCACUAAUGAAACACCCAGGUGGAACCCCAGCGAGGGAGACAAUUAAAGAAACAUGGGCUGCAUGACUUUGUCUUUCCAAGUCAUGGGGGGGGGAUUGAGGAACCUCCAUCACAUGU
Molecule: messenger RNA, 2231 nt
Organism: Chiroxiphia lanceolata (lance-tailed manakin)
Lineage: Eukaryota; Metazoa; Chordata; Aves; Passeriformes; Pipridae
Product: olfactory receptor 51G2-like
Exons: 2
Coding region: 744-1718 (324 amino acids)
Biological process (GO): G protein-coupled receptor signaling pathway
Cellular component (GO): membrane
Molecular function (GO): olfactory receptor activity; G protein-coupled receptor activity
Source: RefSeq, a predicted model, not a curated record